Hordeum vulgare subsp. vulgare (domesticated barley) is the source of this 1574-nucleotide messenger RNA. RefSeq lists its product as uncharacterized. The coding region runs from base 359 to 1285 and encodes 308 amino acids. The record is from RefSeq and is a predicted model, not a curated record. Lineage: Eukaryota; Viridiplantae; Streptophyta; Magnoliopsida; Poales; Poaceae. The transcript is spliced from 7 exons. Gene Ontology annotation, molecular function: 3'-5'-RNA exonuclease activity.
GAAGCGUUCGGUCGACGCGGGCUGGAAACGAUUCCUUUUACGGACUCGAGUUGACUGAUCAAAGCUCAAACGAAGAAUAAACAGUCGUAUUUCGUUUUUACUGACAAAGUUGUCAAACAAGGCUCAAAGACAGGAAAGGUCACACGCACUCUCCUGAUCUCCCCGUUUCGCCCCCAAAUCCCAUCAACUCCGCCAGAUUGCGAGCGAUCUUCUCGGAGACGGCCUGCGACGACCGCGGGUGCCAGGCGCCAACAACCACCGAGCCUCCUUCUUGUAGUGGAGCAACUGCAGCAGCUGCAGCUGCAACCGCUGCAUAAUAAUCCGUAGCGGCGAUAGUGAGAAAGCCAGAGAAGAGGGGAUGGCCAGCCUGUCCAUCACGGUGAUGACUCUGAACCUGCAUGAGGGGAAUCAGCCGAGCGAGAGCCCUAACAGCUGGGAGAAGCGCCGCGACAUCUGCGUCAGCGUCAUCACCAGUUACUCCCCCACCAUCCUCUGCACCCAGCAAGGAUUGAGGUGCCAGCUGGACUACCUACAGCAGUGCCUUCCUGGUUAUGAGCAAUUUGGCAUUUCAAGAAAAGGUUCACAGGACACCAAUGAUGAAUACUGCACAAUAUUCUACGAAAAAGAGAAGGUGGAGCUUACAGAAGGUGGCACCUUCUGGUUAUCAGAAUCUCCAUCAGUACCAGGAAGCAUUUCAUGGGGAGCAACUGCACCAUGCAUUGCUACAUGGGCAACGUUUCAACUCAAAAGAAUAGAACCACCUGGGUUCAGUUUCCAGAUUGUAAAUACAAAUCUUGAUGAAGAUAGCCCUCGUGCUCGUAGACGAAGUGCUUUGCUUACGUGGCAGCAUAUAGCUUCGUUGCCACCCAAUUUGCCUGUGAUCUAUUGUGGGGGCUUCAACACACAAAAGGAAUCUAUGACGGGACGUUUUUUGCUUGGCAGAUCUAGGGAACAUGGUGUUGUUGGUGAUAUGAGAGAUGCUUGGCCAAAUGCUCGUGUGCGCAAAAAUGUUUCACUGAUACACACAUAUCAUGGAUUUAAAGGGGAAAAACAAGGUGCAGUAGAAUUUCUAAAAUUAGUAUUCAGAGCUCUUUGUCUCUGCUGGGACAGACAAACUCAGGACUUGCAUAUUGACUGGAUACUGUUUAGAGGACGCCCACUGGUUCCUGCACUAUGCGAAGUCAUAAAUGACAAUAUAGAUGGUGUUUACCCAUCAUCACAUUUUCCCAUCUUUGCUGAGUUUUUACUUCCACGCUCAGUUCGCCUAGCCGAGAUGCCUUCAUAGUCAUUGUUUUUAUUCUUAUUGCCAUUUCUUGUUCUCACUAUUGUUCCCCGGCCUUGUUUCCAUUUUGUCCAAAUUGGCCGUUCUAUAUACCCAGCGGGUUGUUCUAGAAGCAUCUCCCGUACCAUGGCAACAACAGCUCGUGCGGUCUGUGAAAUUUUACUGUUGUGGUUAAUACUAUUUCUGUUUCCUUCGCACUAGUCUGCACUUGUUAUGUACGACGCCUUAACAGCCAGGACUGCUGCUAUUGUGCUUGCCUGUCUUCUUUAAUUAUUAAUAAGUUCUUUUUUAA